AUGGCUUCGAGCAUAUCGCAAGAACUGGACCCUUACUUCCUUCGCGUUCCUUACGAUAAACGAUGGGAUCUCUUUCAGCCCAUAAUACGUUCCUUAUACAUCGAUGACAAUCGUAGCGUAGCAGACGUCGCUAGAAUAAUGAAAGAAGAUCACAAAUUCUCAGCUCUCGGAAGCCAGUACAAGUACCGGCUGAAGAUAUGGAACUUCACGAAGUCCGUCCCCAAAGAGAAAAAGGAAGCUGCUAUCACUGCCCUCGGAAAACGCGUCCGGGACGAUAGCACAUCUACUGCUGUUACUAAAUACAAAGGAGCUGUGAUAGAGAAGAAACAGCUUCGUCGAUACAUGCUUGAGCAAAAGAGGACACACACAAAAGAUGUGGCAGUACUAUACUCGGGUGGAAAUACGUUCAUACGUUGGAACUUGCCAUCUCGUGCAUUCGCAUCUUCUGCACCUGCAGUAGCCGAUCAUCGAUCCCCAUACCGGACAACAAACUUGACGCCAAUCGAUAUCUCUGUAGUCAGUCCGGCUGCCAACAGGAUUGGAGGCAGUCCGUUCAUUAACGACCCAUCGAUGUUAGAUGCGCCAUCUCCUAAUUUGAUUGUACUAAGAGAAAAAGAACAGCGCGAAAGAACCGACCUUUUUCUUGGUGGUCAUCACGAAACACUUUUACAGCGUAUGGGCAAACGUGAGAAAAUGGCACUAACAACAUGGCUCUAUCAAUUUUGGCUAUUCUCCUUCAUGACGGCGAAGUAUUGGGGCGUCGGGCCAAGGAAUUGGACGUCAGAUAUGCUCGAAUUUGAUCGCUAUCGAGAUGAAGUAUCGCCAUGCUUGUCAAAUACGCCAAACUUCAAUGGAGAGAUACCAGCAACCCCUGGGAGUAGCGGUGCCAUUGGUGCUAUUCACGUGUACAGUUUCUAUCACUCAGGAGCAUCGAGUCCUAGUUCUGUCGAUUCGGAAGGCUUGAGCGACAGCGAAGACUCGGAGAGUGAAGAACCAGAAAAUGCUGAUACCCGUGACCCUGGUACUUGGAAAAGAUGGACAGCCAAUCGCAGUCCCACCAACUUUGCGAAAAAGCUGAAAGCUGCGUUGAAAAAUAAUCGCUUCAGUAUCAUCUGCGCCUCGGAUCUGCCCAUCACUACCAUGUCACUGAAGGAAGCUGCGAAAACUUCUUCUGCUGCUUUGUUGAUGGAGUGUUUUUGCUUCGCCAUCAUGACCAGGAACCCGAAGCUAUUUUGGAAAAUUUUACCCAAAAUCGAAACUACAGUCGUGCAGAAUAGUCAUUUCUACCCUUUACAUCUAGCAACUAGCUUUUUAGAUGGGUCUGAGACAUGUUGCAAUAUUCUUGACGCAUUGAUGAAUCAUAUGGGCAUUUGCAACUCUGUGCGCAAGCUCUUCAUCAACGAUCGUGGCCACACAGUCUUGGAUAAUCUCAUGAUGGCAAUCCUGAAAUCACAUACGUCUUGCGCACCAGUCACUGUGGACGAUUCUUUCAAAGAUCUGAAUCAUUGGUCGGGAGAAGAAGUUGACAUUUGUGGAAGAUGGGAUGCUGAUUCACCGUGCGUCCGCUCUCACUUAGCUGAAGGGAAUGCUUCCAUCCCAAUCGGUUGGAAGCAUAUGUUCUGUCAUACCUCCGUCCAAACCAUUUGUCACUGCAUAGGCCGUGUUUUUGGACCAUCAUACGCCCCUAAGAUCGACACACCAAGCGGGCUUUUUUUGAAACACUGUCAAAACUGUGGGCACAAACUCCAGCUAUUGCCCCUCCACUCACUUGUCCUGGUAGCUUUUCAUCUUGCACAAAGUGGGUGCGAAGAUGAGAAUCUUUUUGGUAUACUUGCAGUUCUGGUUUGCCUUUUAGCAAAUGGUGCAAAUCCUCUUGAUCGGGCAGCUAUCUCGAUGAAAGCCCUUAGAGGUCAAGACAAUGCAUAUGAAUGCAGUCAUGAACUUCUUGAGCCGAUUGAUAUUGCGGAUAAGAUCCCAAGCACACUUAUGUCAUCAUGGACUUCCGAUGCAAGAUUGGGAUGGGACGUCUUUUGCAGUGUUUUACGUUACGCUGGAAAUGAAAGAAGAUCCGGUGAAAUCACAACACGUUCAAGUGUGAACACAAUGGAUCGCGGCGAAGAUUUCUCGGCUUUUCUAGAGUACGGCAGUGAUAGUGACGUCGACAUGGAUGAGCGACGUGACGAUGAAGAUGAAAGUGAAGAGGAAACGGAAACACAUUCUCCAUUAUGCGAUCACGACGAACUGAACAAAAAUUUCUAUGGACGAAGCGAUGUUGUAGGAAAACUGUGGGCAGCUGUACAAACCGAAUUACUAACUUACCGCCGACUAGAAGUUGAGAAUAGCUGGCUAUCAAGUAAUUUCGACAUGCUUUCCCUCCUAGAUGGCAUCCCGCUUGGAUUUGUAUCACUGUCCCUUCUGGACAAUGAUAUGAUGAAUCCGUUCUGUCGAUGUGGAAGAUUCAUUGAUGUCCUUGAUGAAGCUUGUGUAUGUGUUGAUGAAGCAUGUAGUCACUACUUCUCUAACAUGGGAGAUUGGGAAAGAAGCGCGUAUAUUGUGAUUCCGGAAAGUGGAAUGUAA
Botrytis byssoidea is the source of this 2577-nucleotide messenger RNA. RefSeq lists its product as uncharacterized. NCBI's taxonomy places the organism in Eukaryota, Fungi, Ascomycota, Leotiomycetes, Helotiales, Sclerotiniaceae. Bases 1 to 2577 code for a protein of 858 amino acids. The record is from RefSeq and is a predicted model, not a curated record. The transcript has 6 exons.